Lactuca saligna is the source of this 1731-nucleotide messenger RNA. The record is from the annotation of a GenBank genome assembly. Lineage: Eukaryota; Viridiplantae; Streptophyta; Magnoliopsida; Asterales; Asteraceae.
AUGAGGAAGCAAAGAUUAGGGUUGGAUUUUGGGUUUGACAAACAUUUCAGGGGUAGGGGACGAGAACGAUUGGGGUGGAGGAUUGCCAGGGAAGCGGACGGACCACUAGACUUUGCCAUUGAUGGGGCUUUAAGAUUGAGAUCAAACAUCGACAAAACUGUUGCAGGUUUUGUUGGUGCUUUACUUGCCUUGAAGUCAGCUGUCCGAAGAACUGUGCGAAAGAGGCUUUUGAAUUUCAUAUCAGCUGCAUUUCAUCAAUCCCCUGAAUUCGUUGCAAUUCUCAAGCAGCCCAUAGUAGAUAGGCUUGGAGAAGCUUAUGAUAGUCCUGAAAAGACCGACUUGGCAUUACAAUUAUGUUGGGCCAUUGGGGAACAUGGAGGGGGUGGUGCAUCUCACAAAGACACAGCCCGUGAACUUUUCGAGAGGCUAGAAUUGCUUCUUUAUGAAAAUCUUUCAUCAAGCCGUCUUGGUGUAGGAGAUUCGGUUCUUGGAUCAAUUAGCUCGACUGUUAGAAGAUCAUUACAAUCAAAGCUUCUUUGUUUUGUUGUGACCGCAAUAGCUAAGAUUGCAACAUACCAUCGCGAAGUACUCCCGAGGGCACGCGUGUCAUUAGGCAAGGAUGAAUUGCUUAAGAUUGUUGGUCAGAAGCAUCCAGUUUAUGGAAUUCUGAGCAGUCUGUCUAUGAAAUGCUCAUACAUAUUGUUUAACAAGGAUUAUGUUAAAGAUAUUCUGUUGGAGGUGGACCUACACAAAUCUUCCGGAAACAAACUGCUAUCUCAAUCUUGCAUGAAUUUACUUGUGAUCCUUGCAUCCUUCAGGCCAUCAUUGCUUACUGGGAAAGGUGUUUUGCAUGUUCUAGCAAAAGCUGGUGGAGCUAUUCGUGACCAAUUGGGAGAAUUAUCAUCUAGUAGGUUAGAUCUCCUAUUGGAGAGAAUAUUCUGUCUGUCUGUGCUUGUGCCCACAGGACCAUCAAGUGGGUCGAUACAGAAGCCGGGAAUGAUCAAUUGGAGUGAAGGGAGAACAAAGAUGAUUGCCAAUAUACCUUUUUAUGUUCUUGGAGGACAAGAAGAAACAGAAGAUCUUCGGGGCAAUGGAUAAAAAUGGACAUGCUUAGAUUAACUGGCUACAUUUUUAGGCGUGCAACAAAAUAGAUAAAUGAAAGAGAGAUUAGCAUGAAAGGGGGUUGAAUAUGAUGAAAGUAGACUUUCUAGGGUUCUAAUAAGGGUUUAGAUUUGGUUUCGUGUACAUAACUUUAUAUUAAAACAUUUGUACGAUAUAAGCACAAAAUAAAUCUGAAAAACUUAUUCAUAAUGCGAAGUGACGGACCUGCAAGAAGAAAAAAUAAAACGACACAGCGCCAAUGGCGUGCAUGAUUCCCAUCUAGUUUGAUAUUAAUCCGUUCCUCGAAGCAUUAAAAAUGGGUUUUGAUGAUCUUCCAAAUGAAACAAUCAUUACAACUGUAAAACCAACCAGGAACAACUGUAUAGCUGAAGAGAGCCACAUAAAAUCGAGAAAUGGAAAAGUUAUCCAAAAAUUGGUUCUUCGAUUACGAAAUAUUGUAUCCGGUGAAAUUGAGAUUCAACUAGAGUGGGCUAAUGUUCUUGGUUCCAGAGGUCUUUGAUAACUUCAUUUGAAUAUUUAUUAUAGAUGGGUAUUAAUAAAAAUGUGUGUUAGUAUGUUCAUUAACUUUGCAUGUGUUACAUGUAUCUUAUUUUGGUUCGGAUAUAAUUU